UCCCGCAGCUCCUCCCGCGGCCCCCCCGCUCCCGCAGCUCCGCAGUCCGGCGCAGCCCCGGCCGGAGAAAAUGGCGGAUCGCGCCGAGAUGUUCUCGCUCUCCACCUUCCACUCGCUCUCCCCGCCCGGCUGCAGGCCCCCCCAGGACAUCAGCCUGGAGGAGUUUGACGAUGAGGACCUGUCGGAGAUCACGGACGACUGCGGCAUCGGCCUCAACUACGACUCGGACCACUAUGAGAAGGACUGCCUGGUGCUGGACCGCGGGGAGCAGCCCCACCCCGUCUGCACCUUCCAGGACGACUUCCAGGAGUUCGAGAUGAUCGACGACAACGAGGAGGAGGAGGAGGAGGAAGAGGAGGAGGAGGAGGGCAACGAUCUGGAAGCUCCACCGUCCCCUUCGGCCUCACCCAUCCCCUCACCUGCCCUGGAGGAGACGCAGAAGCACCGACCCACCACGCUCAACCUGACGGCCCCGGGCACCCAGGAUUCCCUGAACAACAACGGCAGCUUCCCACCGCCCGCUCACCGCACGACCUGGCAGGACGCCCUCCUCCACUCCUCCUCCUCCUCCUCUUCCUCACACACUGGACACUCGUCUCCCCACGCCUGCAUCCUGGACGGACCCUGCCUGGAGAGCCCGCGGGGCCCCGGGGGGGCCCCCCCCUCGCUGCCGCCCUCCCCCUUGGACUCGCAAGGCAACAGCCCCGAGUCCCUGGCACAUGGUAACCCAUCGCCCCCGAGUGCCGGGCAAGAUUUUAACAUGAACCUCAUCUCCGCAGCGCUCCGAGCUCCGCUGUCCCCGCCGCGCCCCCGCCAGCCGCCCCCUCAACCGUGUCUCUCUCCAACAGGGCCCGCGGCUCCCCCCGGCCCCCCCGACGCCGGCCCCCCGCCCCCGGCCCCCGCCGCUGCCCCCCGCGCCCCCACGCAGCCCGAGGCGGCCCGGGGAGCCCCCAGCCCGGGGUCCCCCCGCCCGCAGCCCGGCCCCCCGCGGCCCCCCGAGGAGCGGGCGGACGGCGCCCGCGUGUGCCCCCCGGAGCCGCUCAGCUCCGACGGGGAGGGUCCCCGGUCCGGCCGGGCGGCCAGCGUGCGCGGGCACCCCUCGGGCUCCUCGGAGACCACCUCGCCCUCCUCGGACCCCGGCAUCGAGGCCGACCUCACCAGCCGCACCGCCAAGCCCUUCCUGCCCGGCGGGCGGCACGGGGAGGACCUGAGCUCGCCCGGCUCCGACUCGGACGUGGAGGGGGAGCUCGAGGCGGCCUUCGCCGGCGGGCGCCUGGUCAGCAACAUGAUCUCCUCCAUCUCGGAGACCGAGCUGGACCUGAGCAGCGACAGCAGCAGCGGCCGCUCCUCCCACCUCACCAACUCCAUCGAGGAGGCCAGCUCGCCCGGCUCCGAGGGAGAGCUGGAGCCGGAGCUGGAGGCGCCCGGCCUGAUGGGCAUCAAGGACUCGCUGCUGCUCGACAAGGGCAAGGAGGAGGAGGAGGAGCCCGCGGAGAGGGGGCCGCCGGAGCGCGGCGUGGUGAGGCGGGAGAGCCUGGCCGAGCUGAAGAUGGAGGGGUACUACGACAGCCUGGACCCCGCCGACUGCCCCGCGCCCGAGGGCCAGACCGAGGUCUCCGCCUCCAGCCCCCUGGACCUGAAGAUCGACCCGGACCACAGCCUGGAGAGCAUCCGCCGCUCCUUCUACCUGCCCGUGGGGCCCAAGCUGAUGCCCGAGGCGGACGAGGAGGACAACAGCGAGUACGACUCCGACUCGGAGUCGGAGCCCGACCUUAGCGAGGACUCGGACUCUCCCUGGCUGCUCAGCAACCUGGUCAACAAGAUGAUCUCGGAGGGCUCGUACCCCAUCAAGUGCCCGGACGAGUGCUUCCAGAACACCCACUCGCUGUGCGACACCAUCUCCCCGGCCUCCGACCUGGAGCCCGAGAUCCUGAGCGAGGCGCUGGACGAGGAGCCCGUCCCGCGGGACUCUCCGGCGGGGCCGGGGGACGCGGCGGUGCCGCGGUGCCAGCGCGCCAUCGAGCUGGUGGACAUGGAGACGCUGCGCAGCUCCCUGGAGUGUGCCGAGGACGAGCGAGGCCUGGACGCCGCCACGGAGCCGCCGCCGGAGCCGCCGGCCGAGGAGCCGGGCCCCUUCCUCUUCCUCAGCAACCCCACCAACGACACCAUCGCGCCCGUCUUCCCGGGGCGCCCCGUCACCCUCGACAGGCUGGACGCCUCCGAGGUCCUGGCCACCUUCGGCUGCCGUCCCGCGCCGCCGCGCGUCCCGCCACGCGCGUCCCCCGGCACCGAGCCCGCCGUCACCGGGGACCACCACAGCGCCGGGGACCACCACAGUGCCGGGGACCAGCGCACAGCCAGCCCCGAGGGCUGGGCCGUCGACAGGGACCUGGACUCGGGGGUCCUGGAGGCCGACGACAUGAUCGACGACGUCCGGUUAGUGCCCCCCGAUGCCGACCCCGCCACGCUGGACGUCUCCACCGCCAAGACCAACCGCGGCUUCGCCAUGGCCUUCGACGAGGACGAGGGGUCCUUCCUGCCCGGCUCCCCCUUCCCCACGGCCCCGCGGCGGGGCAGCUUCGGGGGGGAGCUGCCGCCCGUCCCCGGGGCGCCGGAGCCGCCGGCGCUGGACGAGUCGCUGGCCUACGACUCGGUGAAGUACACGCUGGUGGUGGACGAGCACACACAGCUGGAGCUGGUGAGCCUGCGGCGCUGCACGUCCGUGCUGAGCGACGACAGCGACCUGCUGCGCGCCUGCGACCGCUGCGACAUGGACGACGAGGUGGCCUUCGGGGACGGGCUGGUGGCCCCCGACGCGCACAGCUCCUCCGAGGACUCGUCCCCCGAGGCCGACCUCCAGUUCUCCAAGAAGUUCCUCAACGUCUUCGUCAACAGCACCUCGCGCUCCUCCAGCACAGAGUCCUUCGGGCUGUUCUCCUGCAUGGUGAACGGGGAGGAGCGGGAGCAGACCCACCGCGCCGUCUUCAGGUUCAUCCCCCGCCACGAGGAUGAGCUGGAGCUGGAUGUGGACGACCCCAUCCUGGUGGAGCUGGAGGAGGACGACUACUGGUACCGGGGGUACAACAUGCGGACGGGGGAGAGGGGCAUCUUCCCCGCCUUCUACGCCCACGAGGUGGUUGGCCAGGCCCGGGACGCCAUCGGCCUGAAGAGGAACCCGUGCUGGGUGGAGCGGUUCAACGUGCAGUUCCUGGGCUCCGUGGAGGUCCCGUAUCACCAGGGCAAUGGGAUCCUCUGUGCCGCCAUGCAGAAGAUCGCCACCACCAGGAAGCUGACGGUGCAUCUGCGCCCCCCGGCCAGCUGUGACCUGGAGGUGACGCUGCAGGGCAUCAAACUCAUCCUGACCGUCACCGAGUACAGCCGGGACCAGGAGUUCGAGCGCUGCAGCCACUUCUUCCAGAUGAAAAACAUCUCCUUCUGCGGGUGCCACCCCCGGAACAGCUGCUACUUCGGGUUCAUCACCAAGCACCCGGUGCUGAGCCGCUUCGCCUGCCACGUGUUCGUGUCCCAGGAGUCCAUGAGACACGUGGCCGAGUGUGUCGGUCGAGCGUUUCAGGAAUAUUACCAGGAGCACCUGGAGUACGCCUGCCCCACAGAGGACAUCUACCUGGAGUAGGGGGGCAGCGGGGGGGCUCCUGCUUCCGCACCCCCCUCCAGCCCCACGGCGGCCAGAGACUGUGUGACCCCCAGCCAGCCGGCUUGGCCCCCCCGCACACGCUC
Messenger RNA from Lepidothrix coronata (blue-crowned manakin), 3738 nucleotides. RefSeq names its product C-Jun-amino-terminal kinase-interacting protein 2-like. Gene Ontology annotation, biological process: regulation of JNK cascade. The record is from RefSeq and is a predicted model, not a curated record. The coding region runs from base 71 to 3634 and encodes 1187 amino acids. The transcript is spliced from 12 exons. Gene Ontology annotation, cellular component: cytoplasm. Gene Ontology annotation, molecular function: protein binding. NCBI's taxonomy places the organism in Eukaryota, Metazoa, Chordata, Aves, Passeriformes, Pipridae.